Molecule: messenger RNA, 805 nt
Organism: Telopea speciosissima
Lineage: Eukaryota; Viridiplantae; Streptophyta; Magnoliopsida; Proteales; Proteaceae
Product: glycine-rich cell wall structural protein 1-like
Exons: 2
Coding region: 65-805 (246 amino acids)
Source: RefSeq, a predicted model, not a curated record
AGAAGGUGUGAGCGAUUAGAAGGCCAAGCAACUGAUCAGCUGAGAUCUUUGUUAGAGCUGAGUCAUGGGUUUCUCCAGAAAAUGCUUGGCGGUUGGGCUUCUUUUCUCGAGCAUUGUCUUGCAUUUGAGUGCGACUGCACUUGGAGAAAAGCUUGACGAUAAUAGAUUUGGUGAUGUUUGUGGCUUCGGGGGCCGCCGGGGCUGUGGAAGCCGCUUUGGUCGUGAACGUGGAGGAGGCUUUGGUGGUGGUGGUGGAGGUGGUGGUGCCGGUGGUGGGUCAGGGCAUGGUGGGGGCUUUGGUGCUGGAGGUGGUGUAGGAGGUGGGGCUGGUACUGGUGGUGGUGCUGGAGGUGGAGGAGGCUUUGGUGGUGGUGGAGGUGGUGGUACCGGUGGAGGGUCAGGUCAUGGUGGAGGCUUUGGAGCUGGAGGGGGUGCUGGUGGUGGAGUUGGCACGGGAGGAGGAGUAGGUGGAGGUGGAGGUUUUGGUGGCGGCGGUGGUGGUGGAGCGGAUGGUGGGUCAGGUCAUGGUGGAGGUUUUGGAGCUGGUGGUGGCAUAGGCAGUGGUGCUGGAGGUGGGGUUGGUGGAGGAGGUGGUGGAGGUGGAGGUGCUGGUGGUGGUGGAGGCUCAGGUAAAGGUGGGGGCUUUGGUGCAGGUGGAGGUGUAGGUGCAGGUGGUGGAGCUGGUGGAGGCAUUGGACAAGGCGGCGGCGGUGGUCACGGGAUCGGUGGAGGGAUUGGAAUAGGAAUUGGGGUUGGUGUUGGAGUUGGAGUCGGAGUCGGAGCCGGUGGUGGUGGAGGUCAUUAA